This is a messenger RNA of Penicillium macrosclerotiorum, 1605 nucleotides long. RefSeq lists its product as uncharacterized. Gene Ontology annotation, molecular function: carbohydrate:proton symporter activity. Gene Ontology annotation, biological process: carbohydrate transport; transmembrane transport. The record is from RefSeq and is a predicted model, not a curated record. The coding region runs from base 1 to 1605 and encodes 534 amino acids. NCBI's taxonomy places the organism in Eukaryota, Fungi, Ascomycota, Eurotiomycetes, Eurotiales, Aspergillaceae. Gene Ontology annotation, cellular component: membrane. The transcript has 2 exons.
AUGGACAAGCCCAGUGCCGACUUCGUCGAGCACGUUGAGGGCCAGCAGCUGGGGCAUAUUGCAAACCAAGAGGAUCACGAGCUCAAUAAAUGGCAGAGCUUGAAGAGAUACCCCUGGGCCUUCCUCUGGUGUGUCUAUGCCGUGUGGUGUGUUCUCCUCGUCAGCUUUGAGAACCAGGCUUCCGGCAAUGUCACCGGCAUCCCGGAGUUCCGGAAGGAUUUCGGCCACUACUAUGACGGAAGCUGGGUGCUGGACGCCAAAUGGCAAUCAGCAUUCAGUGGCGGCCCUGUCGCAUCCGCUGUGGUAGGCGCCUUGUGCUCGGGGCAGAUUGCGGAUGCCAUUGGGCGGAAAUUAACCAUCUUCAUUGCCCUCCUGAUCAGCGUUGCCGCUGUAACCCUGGAAUUCCGGGCAACAACCAAUGAGAUGUUCUUCGGUGGGAAGUUUCUCAAUGGGUUUGCUGUGGGUGCAUUGGCCUCUGUGCCUGUUACCUAUGUCGGCGAGAUCACCCCACUUGCUCUUCGUGGUGUUUUAACCUGCCUGACGGCUCUCGCCUAUGUGAUCGGGCCCCUUGUGGUAGCUCUCAUUACCAACUGGACCGGAACCUACUCGAACCGCUGGGCAUACCGCGCUGUUUUCUGUGCCCAGUAUGGGUUCGUCGCAACUUCCUUAGCCGGUAUCGCAUUUAUGCCCGAGUCGCCCUGGUGGCUGGCGUCCAAGAACCGCGAUGAGAAAGCCUUGGCGUCACUUCGCAAGCUGGGCUACAGCGAGAGCGAGCAGGUGAAAAAGCUUGCAAUGAUCAAGGUCACGCUAGAGGAAGUGAAACGUGAGACAGAGGGCGCAACAUAUCCUGAGUGUUUCCGACGCUCGAAUCUCCGCCGAACAAUUAUCUCCAUUAUGCCAUUAAGCAUCCAGGCUCUCUCGGGAGUGGUCUUUACGGCGGGGUACUCGACCUACUAUAUGCAGUUGGCUGGAUACAGUACAGCGAUGAGUUUCAAGCUGCAGAUCGUUCAGCAAGUAGUCUCAUUGGUCGGGAAUGUGAUGUCUUACUUUAUUAUUGAUCGGGUUGGGAGGCGUAAUGUCAUGCUGUACGGCUUAGGAAUCCUCACCGUCAUUCUCAUGCUAACCGGUGGCCUGGCGGUGGUCGGAUCGGAAACCGACAACCCCAAUUCCGGGGGUGCUAUCAAGGGCACGGUUGCUUUGAUUCUUAUAUACUGUUGGUGGUAUAACAUGACGAUUGGAUCAGCAGGCUACACUAUUCUCGCAGAAGUUUCAACAUCCCGGCUGAGGAUCAAAACUAUUGCCAUUGGACUGGCCUUGCAAAAUGCGCUGUAUACCAUGUGGUCGUUUGUUCUGCCAUAUCUGUUCAACCCGGACGAAGCGAAUCUCGGUGCCAAGGUUGCCUUUAUUUUUGGCGGGCUGUGUGUGAUAUGCCUCGUUUAUCUAUGGUUCUUCCAACCUGAGACCGCUGGCAGGACAUACGGUGAGCUGGAUGAGAUGUUCAUGAACAAGGUGCCUGCAAGGAAGUUCAAGUUGUAUAAGACUGAAGCAGAAGCCAUGGGCAUUGCUGCGGCGGCCGCCAAGGACGAGGCUGGGCUAGACGCCUAG